Messenger RNA from Rubroshorea leprosula, 2331 nucleotides. Lineage: Eukaryota; Viridiplantae; Streptophyta; Magnoliopsida; Malvales; Dipterocarpaceae. The record is from the annotation of a GenBank genome assembly.
GUGUCGGGCGUUUUCUCGUUCUCCCUCCGUUUUCCUUCGGUUUCCCGGCAACCAAACAUGCGCCUGCUCUUGCUUUGCUUCCUCUGUUUCUUCAUUUCCAUCCGUAUGUCUCUUCCUUCACCCACGGAGCUUGAGCUUCUUCUCCAAGUCAAGGCUUCGUUGGACCCAGAAAACCGUUACUUGACCUCGUGGACACCCGGGUCAGACCCAUGUAGCACCCGGUCCUUUGAGGGUGUAGCCUGCAACGAGGAAGGUCGCGUGGCUAACAUUACACUUCAGGGGAAGGGUCUCUCGGGAAGGAUUCCGGCAGCCCUCGGCGGUCUCAAGAGCUUGACCGGGUUGUACCUGCAUUUCAAUGCGUUGAAUGGGGAGAUACCCAAGGAGAUUGCGAAUCUGAGUCAGCUCAGUGAUUUGUACCUCAAUGUGAAUAAUUUGACUGGGAAAAUUCCUCCUCAGAUUGGUAACAUGGCUAAUCUUCAAGUUUUGCAAUUGUGUUACAAUAAGUUGUCUGGUAGCAUACCUACACAGCUAGGAUCUCUGAAGAAACUUGGUGUCCUCGCUUUGCAAUAUAAUCGACUAACUGGUGCAAUCCCGGCAAGUUUGGGGGAUUUGGAGAUGUUAACCAGGUUGGAUUUGAGCUUCAACACCCUUUUUGGUUCAGUUCCAGAAAAAUUAGCUAAUGCUCCAAUCCUAAAAGUGCUAGACAUCCGCAACAAUACUCUCUCUGGCAAUGUACCUCCAGCUUUGAAGAGACUGAAUGCUGGGUUCCAAUAUGAAAACAAUCUGGGCUUAUGUGGCUCUGGGUUUUCCAAUCUGAGAGACUGUGCAGAUUCGAGUAAAGUGUUUACGGACAGACCUGAACCAUUCAAGCCAAAUGGUUUGUACAAAAAGGAUAUUCCAGAGUCUGCAAAUUUACAUCCUAGUUGCAGCAAAACCCCCUGUUCUAGCCCAUCCAAUAAGUCACAGAUAGGUGUGAUAUUUGGCAUCAUUGGAGUUGUUGUUGCCUUUUCUGUCAUUGGACUUUUCACAUUUGUAUGGUAUCGUCGCAGAAAACAGAAAAUUGGAAGUGCUUUUGAUGUUUCAGAUGGACGGCUUAGCACUGACCAGGUCAAGGAAGUUUACAGAAGAAGUGCCUCUCCCUUAAUCAGCUUAGAGUAUUCAAAUGGGUGGGAUCCUCUAGACAAAGGUCGAAAUGGAAAUGGGUUUUCUCAGGAAGUUCUUGAGAGCUUCAUGUUCAACUUAGAAGAAGUUGAGCGAGCAACACAGUGCUUUUCAGAGGUGAAUUUGUUGGGGAAGGGUAAUUUCUCAGCCAUCUAUAAGGGUUUCCUUAGAGAUGGUUCUGUUGUUGUUAUAAAAUGCAUUGCCAAGACAAGCUGCAAAUCUGAUGAAGCUGAGUUUUUGGACGGGUUAAAAAUUCUGACCUCAUUGAAACAUGAAAAUCUUGUGAGGUUAAGAGGAUUUUGCUGUUCCAAAGGUCGAGGCGAGUGUCUUCUCAUCUAUGAUUUUGUGCCGAAUGGAAACCUGUUUCAGUAUCUGGAUGUACAGCAGGGUAGCGGCAUUGUUCUAGAAUGGUCCACCCGAAUCUCUAUCAUUAACGGCAUUGCCAGAGGUAUUGGGUAUUUACAUGGAAGCAAGGGAAACAAGCCUGCUCUUGUUCAUCAGAAUAUAUCCGCAGAGAAUGUGCUUAUUGACAGAAAGUAUAAUCCUUUGCUCUCCAAUUCAGGCCUGCACAAACUCCUUGCGGAUGAUAUUGUGUUCUCCACUCUGAAAGCUAGUGCUGCCAUGGGAUACCUCGCUCCUGAGUACACAACUACAGGUCGUUUCAAUGAAAAGAGUGAUGUGUAUGCAUUCGGAAUGAUUGUCCUUCAAAUCCUAAGCGGAAAACGUGAAGUCACUCAGUUCACCCGCCAAGCAGCUGAAGCUAGCAGAUAUGAAGAUUUUAUCGACACAAAUCUAGAAGGAAAGUUCUCAGAUUCUGAGGCAGCAAAACUUGGGGAAAUCGCUUUGCUUUGCACCCACGAAUCCCCUAACCACAGGCCGUCCAUGGAAAAUGUGAUGCAAGAACUGAGUGGAUUGAUUGGGAGUUCCUAAAUUUGACUGGGAGUAAUUGCAUUGCCUCAAUUUUAAGUGGACUUAAGGCGAGUUUUGACUAUUACUACGUUGGCUAAUUGUAUCAAUGGCAUGUUCUUUUCCUAAUGACCAUGCCAACCUUAAUGAUGUACUUACUAUUCGGAUGAUAAUUUAGGGAUGGAUGCCUACCAGGAGGAGAGAUCUCAUCCUUGAAACUGUCCUAUUAGUUUAAUUUAUCUGAAACAAAAUUGUUAAUUUCAG